Molecule: messenger RNA, 1494 nt
Organism: Cryptomeria japonica (Japanese cedar)
Lineage: Eukaryota; Viridiplantae; Streptophyta; Pinopsida; Cupressales; Cupressaceae
Product: mRNA-decapping enzyme subunit 2-like
Exons: 1
Coding region: 1-1494 (497 amino acids)
Biological process (GO): deadenylation-dependent decapping of nuclear-transcribed mRNA; nuclear-transcribed mRNA catabolic process, nonsense-mediated decay
Cellular component (GO): cytoplasm
Molecular function (GO): RNA binding; 5'-(N(7)-methylguanosine 5'-triphospho)-[mRNA] hydrolase activity; manganese ion binding
Source: RefSeq, a predicted model, not a curated record
AUGAGCGCAUUUGGAAGCAUCCCCUCCAUUCGUAAACGUUCGAAUUAUGUUCCUUCCCCAAAACUCCAAGAUAAAAUGUUGGAUCCUCCUCCCCAAUGGCGAAAAUGCUCUCUUCCCCAAACUCCAAAUAGUAAGGGUGUCAUUUCUGGUAUUGUUGGCUCUGCACCAAUGACACCCAACAGUAAGUGUAGGAUUUCUCGAUCUAGAUCUAGAAUGGAAAGAAAUUCCAGUAGGAGUAGCACAUCUUUUGGGUAUCUUUAUCCUUCAGAGGAGACCAUGAAAGAAUUGUAUGUUAAUUUUGUUCAAGAUAUGAAUCCAGAAGAAGUAGACUUCAUGCCAAGCCUAAUGUUUCAAGUAGAGCAAGCUCAUUGGCACUACGAGGACAAUAUAGUAGAUCAAGAUCCUCGUCUCAAGUCCCUUAGCAUAAAGGACUUCACAUUUAUUUUCUUUAAGAGUUGUGAUCCAUUUAAAAUUUACCAUGCUAACCAUGUAGAUGAUAUACUUGAUGAAUUCAAGGCCUUUAAGCACUCCGUUCCAGUAGCAGGCUCAAUAAUUUUGGACCAGUCCUAUCAGAGGUGUUUGCUUGUGAAGGGCUGGAAGAGUAAUUCUUGGAGUUUUCCUAGGGGAAAGAGGGAAGACCCUGAUGAAAAAGAUCACAUAUGUGCUAUUAGAGAAACCAUGGAAGAGGUAGGAUAUGAUAUAAGCCCACUUUUGAAUAUCAAUGACCUCAUUGAGUAUUCUGAAGAGAAGAAACGAGUGGUUUUGUAUAUUAUCAGAGGAGUGGAUGAGAAAUAUCCUUUUGAACCACGGACCAAAAAGGAAGUGAGUGAAAUUGCUUGGCAUCCACUCCAAAUCAUGGGGAAAAAACGUAACAAGUAUUUUAUGGUUGGUCCAUUUCUACACAAAUUGGAGAAGUGGAUUAAAAGAAAUCACAUGACCUCAUCUACAACACCAUUGAGUGAAAUUGGUGAGAUAUGCACUAUUUGGAAAGCUGAUAAAGAACAAAUGAAUUCGACUCCAAGGAGGUUUUCUGUAACACCCAAUGUUAAAAUUAAUACUCCUAGCCCUUUUCAAAUGGGUCCUUCAACUCCAUGUAGAGAGCUUCAAAAUAGUACUCCUAAUUCUGCUCAAAAGCGUCCUUCCACUCCUAGUUGGAGUAAAAGUAAUCUCAAUAAUUGUAGUCAAAGACGUUCUUCCAAUCAUUGUUGGAAUUCUCAAACUAGUUCUCCUUAUUCAAAUAGUUCUAGAUAUCAUUAUCCUAAAACAGAACCAAUUACUUCUCCUUAUCCACCUAGAUCUUCUCCUUAUCCACCUAGAUCAAUUACUUCUCCUUAUCCACCUAGAUCUUCUCCUUAUCCACCUAGAUCUUCUCCUUAUCCACCUAGAUCUCCUGAUUCAAGUACUUAUUCAAGUACUUCUCCUUAUCCUAAAUAUCGUACUCCUCAUCAUAGAAGAAUGGAGGCUUCAGAUGCAUCUUCGCGGUUAAGAUGGUAG